Molecule: messenger RNA, 528 nt
Organism: Peronospora farinosa
Lineage: Eukaryota; Oomycota; Peronosporomycetes; Peronosporales; Peronosporaceae
Source: the annotation of a GenBank genome assembly
AUGUUGAGCUCGUGGGAUCUCGUAGGACCGCGCUUCUGGUACCCCAUGUCAUCGCUGGAGCAGUCCGUGAUGGAGCUCGAGCACAUGAGCGACAGCAUCAUGCGUUCUCGAUCCUUUUUUGAUAUGCGCCGAGACAUAUUUGCGGUACCAAAGUAUGUUGAAGACAAGGAUAAACCGGAUGAAAAGGUCCUCACGAAUGAGAAUUCUUCGGAUAAUGUCAGCUCGGACAUUGACACAAGCACCGACAUGGAGGUCGAUGAUAAAGGCAAUGAACAGAUAGACCAGGCAGAAGGCUCAGCAUCCGAGCCAGUGAAGACAUUGGAGAAGGUCGAAGGCAAUUACAAGACCAAAGAGACACAUUGCAAUAAGAACAAACAGAUCUAUCAUGAGUCUUGCAAGGUCAACUCCAUUGCAGAGCACAAAGUUGCUCCCAAGAGCGAUGCUGAGUACCGCAACUUCUCAUCUUGUUUGAUAAUUUCACAUUAUGGGAAGAACAUCAUAACUAAAGAGACACGUCAUGCAAACUAA